Messenger RNA from Xyrauchen texanus (razorback sucker), 667 nucleotides. Its product is annotated as BTB/POZ domain-containing protein KCTD7-like. Gene Ontology annotation, biological process: protein homooligomerization. The record is from RefSeq and is a predicted model, not a curated record. NCBI's taxonomy places the organism in Eukaryota, Metazoa, Chordata, Actinopteri, Cypriniformes, Catostomidae. The transcript has 2 exons. The coding region runs from base 176 to 667 and encodes 163 amino acids.
AGAGUAGGCUCACAUCCACCUGAUCAGCCAACAGACCAGCCACACCUCUCGCUUGGGGCGUGCAGCUACCCUGCUGCCCUCCCGUACAAUAACCUGGACAUCAUAACAAACCGCUGACAGUCUUUUAUUGUGGGCCAGAAUCAACGCUACUAUAAAGCCUGCUGUUUGUGAGUGCAUGCAGCAUAAUGGAGCAGGCGAAACCCCAAACGGAGAGCCACCUCCGCUUUCCUUUAGCGCAGAAGGUCCGCUCCAAAUGGCAACAUCACGGAUGAGGAGGUACGCGCAGGAGGGGCGGACGGUCCCUCAGCCGAGAGUGAUGGUGGUAUUUUCGGCUGCGAGUGACACAGAGAAACAGGGAAAUGCGAUGUCGGCCGCGGAUUUUAUGGAGGAGGAGUAUCGCAAACCAGCCAUACCUGUCCCUAAUCUUAACCUAGGGAAGUCCCUGGACACCUUAGAUGCACCUGAGGAGUUUCCUGAGGUCAUCCCUCUGAAUGUAGGAGGAACAUACUUCACCACACGGCUGUCCACCCUGCGGCGUUAUGAGGACACUAUGCUGGCUGCCAUGUUUAGUGGCCGCCACCAGAUACCGCGGGAUGCAGAGGGUCGAUAUUUCAUCGACCGAGAUGGAGCUUAUUUUGGGUCAGUGUAUAGAUUAGUUAAUAUCUGA